AUGAUUGUGUGCAUUCGAUCGAUUGAAUCAAGCGUUUUAGCAAUAUGUACCAUAAGUUUGUUCUUAUGUAUUCAAAUUCCAUCUAUUAUUUCUACUGAGCUUGUUGGUGAAAAUCUCAAUCAAACCGAUGAGAACAAUCAGACUGGUGCUAUUGAGCCACAUAUUUUACAGUCAAAUGGUCAAGUCUCAUCAGACUUAAAUUUAGAAACAAAAUCAUCUGACAUCGUAUUAAAUGACGUAGCGGCGACGAUAUCAAUCGAAACUAAAUCUGAUAUCACGGAUGAAAUACCUCGACCCAUAACUACUCCACUUGUAGAUAAUCAAACGAAUGAUGAUCAACAACAAACGUCUCCAACGAAAAGUAAUCGAUCAAGUAUUAAUUCUUUUGAAGAAUGGAAACAACAACAACUUCAAGCUGAUUUAUUAAAAAAAGACGAAGUUGCUAGUCAUAGUAAUGUACUAUCUGAACCAACACUAGCAAGCUCAACAAAAGGAAAUUCAUCGCCGACAACUAAUCCACAAAUACCAUCAAAAAAAGGCAAAUUAAGAAAAAAUUUUGCUAGUGGAUCAUGUGGCGCAAAGAUUCUUGCGCAUAAUGCCGAAGCACAAAAUGUUCCAUCUAUUUUAUCGUCAUCACCUGAUGAAUAUAUGCUUAAUCCAUGUAUUGCCAAAAUAUGGUUUGUUAUUGAACUAUGUGAAUCGAUUCGUGUUCUCAAUAUUGAAAUUGCCAAUUUUGAACUUUUUUCAAGUGUUCCAAAAACAUUCCGAGUCUCAUCGUCCGAUAGAUAUCCAACAAAAGAUUGGCAUCGCCACCAUUUGGGUACAUUCAAUGCGUCAUCUAAUCGUACAAUACAAAGUUUUCAAACAAUGCAAUCGACAACAUACGUUAAAUAUGUUAAAUUUGAAUUAUUAGAUUUUCAUGGACAUGAACAUUAUUGUCCACUGAGUGUUGUACGAAUACAUGGAUCAAAUGUUGAAGAGGAAAUAAUGACAAUGGAAGAGAAUACAAAUUUAAUCGAUUCGAAAUCUUUAUCAAAUAUUCCCGAGGAUAAUGAGAAUGACGAUGAUGAUGAUAAUAAUUUAUCGAACGAUCAGCAAGUUGGUGGUAUUAUUGGUUCGGCUAUACUUGAUUUAGCGAAAAGAGUUUUUCGUCGACCGACACCUGUACGUGGUAUAACAUCAGCAACAUCAACAUCAACAUCAACAACAAUAACAGAAACGAAUGUAUUAAAAACUGAUUGUCAUCCAUCGGUUUUAAGUGAUUCGAUAAUCAAUGAUACGCUUAAAUCAUGGCGUCAAAGUGAUACAUUUAAACAAUGUAUUUCUGAAUUUCUUCAUGGUUUAUGGUCUAAAUAUGAUACAUGCACUAUGUAUUUAUCAUAUACUUGCUUUAAAUUAAAUUACUGCUGUCAAUGUCCAUUAAUGACAAAUCAUGACAGACGAGAUCCUAGAAUGUUAACAUUAAAUUUAUAUGUUCAUCCGUGUGGAUAUUAUCAUAUAUUAACUAACCAAUUGGAUUGUAAGAAAGAAAAAGCAAUUGAAUCCAAUCGAACAAUAUUAACAAAUCUAAAUCAUGAACUACAUCAGAAUCUUAAUGAAAAAAACUCCACUGUUUAUAAUAAUGACACUAUUAUAAUAAAUGAUGAAAGUGUGAAUCUCUCAAAUAAUAAAUCUACAUUAAAAUUUAACAACACUUUAUUGAAUGAAAUUAAUAAUAUUGAUCAUACAUUGAACCGAUCCAGCGAACAAAGUUUGUCGAAUAAUAUUUCAAACGAAACAAUUAUGGUGCUUGAACUUCAGCUAUCAUCGAAUACGGCAAAUCAAAGUUCGUUUCAAUCUUCAACUCUUGAAACACUCCAUUUGGAUAUUAAUUCAACUGAACCUUCAGUUGAUACGAAUAGUAUUGAAGAAAUGGUGAUUUCAACAGCGUCAACGACGGUACCACCGACCGCAAAUAAUAACGAAGCAUUGCCACCUAUGAUUUCUAGUCCGUGGCUUAAAGGCAUGUUAGUUAAUACAAAAUCAUUGCCUGAAUUAUUCAAAAUUAUUGAAAAACUUAAUUUCAAUUUAACAUUAAGUAAUCGAUAUUUACAAGAACUUAGUCAACAUUAUGUGAAAAAACUUGACGAAACACAACAAACAACCGAUCUUCUUUUACAAGCAUCAAAAGCAGCCGAUAAAAAACUGGAAAAUUUAGAAGAAUAUUCAAGUCGAUUACAAGAAAACAUCAAUCAAAUGUCUCUUCGUUUAAUAAAACUCGAAGCAUGGAUACCUUUAAUUGUUUUUACUAUAGUUUGCUUAUUUAUUUGGUGUCUUGUAUCAACAUGUUCUGUGUUUCAACUACAACGAAAAUUAAAAUGUUUUACUAAUGAACAUGAAAAACAAAAAACUAUUAAAGUAAUCGCCAAGCAUCAUUUUGAUGAUUAUGAUCAAGAUAGUAUCGAUGAUAUUUCAUUCCUAUUCAAUGGCGUAAAGAAACGUAAAUUAUCCACGGAUUCGAAUGAUUCAAAUCCUAACCGUUCACAACGAGUACCUGAUUUAACAUUGCCGAAAAUAAAAGAAAAUGGUAUUCAUAAAAAUGAACAUAAAACAAAAAUGAAACAUUCUAAACAAACUGAACAUAUAUUAACUGUAACUAAAGUGCAGACUUAA
Rotaria socialis is the source of this 2652-nucleotide messenger RNA. NCBI's taxonomy places the organism in Eukaryota, Metazoa, Rotifera, Eurotatoria, Philodinida, Philodinidae. The record is from the annotation of a GenBank genome assembly.